Ectocarpus sp. CCAP 1310/34 is the source of this 324-nucleotide messenger RNA. NCBI's taxonomy places the organism in Eukaryota, Phaeophyceae, Ectocarpales, Ectocarpaceae. The record is from the annotation of a GenBank genome assembly.
AUGAGCCGAACCGUUGACUUCCUCUCGGACUCACUAGCGUCAAAGUGCAUGCAAGAGAUCGCGGUUCGUGGUUUCAUCAAGCUCAUCGAGUACGCCCUGAGCACCAUGGACGGGCCGCUGCAGAUGCCUCACAAGUGAAAGGACAUGGUGUACUACACGACCCUUGGUUCAGGUGUGUAUCUAAUGUGGCUACAUCAAUUCGUGACACGUACCGAAGACUUAUGUUGUGUUGUGCUGGUCGUGUGAUGGCACGCCCGACCAUCAUGUGGAAUGUAGCAAAUAGUUGCAACGGCUUGAAUUUGAUGCAAACGUGUACCAGCGAUC